CCGCGGGGCAGGGACUGUGCACAUGUGAGUGUGCAAAGCCACUGCGGGGCAGGGACUGUGCACAUGUGAGCGUGCAAAGCCACCGCGGGGCAGGGACCGUGCACAUGUGAGUGUGCAAAGCCACCGCGGGGCAGGGACCGUGCACAUGUGAGCGUGCAAAGCCACCACGGGGCAGGGACCGGUGUCCUUGCGCCAGCUCUCAAGGCUCAUCUACCUGAAGCUGGUGUCCACUUCUGGCGCCGUUAAACUCCUCAGCCUGGGAUCGGGGUGUCCAUCCAAAGGAGUUAAUCCAGGAUAAUGACGGCGAGUAAUUAGCAAGCUGUAGCCCUGUCCAAAAUGUCUUCUGUGCAGAGUGGGUUUAAUUAACCUCGUAGCGUUUCUCACCUGUGGCAAGUUUGUUCAAACUUCGAUUUCCACCCACUUGGGAUCCAAGUGGCUACAUCUCUGACUCAUCAACACUUGUAAUUAACACGGCAAUUAUAUUCACAGUGAGACUCGGAGCAUCUUAAAUUAUCCUUCCCUUUAUCCCCCAUCAUCUUCUUUUUUUUUUUUUUUUCUCCUUUUAAAUAUUAUUAUUAUUUUGUGCAUUUCAUUUCCUUGCUGCCAUCUGUUGCGAAAUGGCUGUCUUCUUGCUGUGUGCACUUCACACCACCAUCUGGACAAAUUAUUUGUCCCAUUAAUUGCAAAAAAAAAAAAAAAAAAAAAAAAAAAAGUGUGAAGAAAUGAAAUGAAAUGGUACUGCCGACCUGCCGAACGUCUGCUACGGGAGAAGCAGCCCACUCGGAAAUCCAUAGCACGCCACCAAACUGAAUCGAGCCUGACAUUAUGAAAUGUCUGUUUAAUCGUCUAGCGCAUUAAUUGGUCUCUUUGCACGGCACCAAGAAGAAAAAAAAUUGCCAAAAAAAAUUUCUUUUCUAUCUUCCCCCUGGGACAAGCCUGAAUGGAUCUACAGGGAGAUAAAUGCAGUGGGGGGAGCGGGGGGGGUCGUGCCCCCUUCAGCCCCUCGCCGCUCCGGGAUGAAUCCGCGGUUCUGCAAGAGGCUCUUUACAGAUGGGGACGGAUAACGGCGAGGUCAGGUGGUGGCAGCGGCUCCUUCGGUCACCAAACUCGGGGGGCUCCGAGAAGAGCUGCCCCGUGCGUUGACGUUUGGCCUAAACCCGGAGCGGUGCAUCCCCGCGGCCGGCCCCGAGGAGCAGGACGCAGCAGCCAGCCCCGUCUCCUGCCAGGAGCGUCCUUUCACCCCGGAGCAAACCGUGACAUGUGGAAGCUCUGAGCCCACUCCCACCUUUGCCGGGACGCCAUGGACACGGAAGCGGUGCAGCCCCAGGAGGCCUUGCUGACCGUCAACGAGCAGGUUAUUGUCAUGUCCAGCCACGAAACCAUCCGAGUGCUGGAGGUCGGCGUGGACGCCCCGCUGCCGGCCGAGGAGGACCGGAAAGCCUUGGAGAUGCCACCGGGGGGAGGUAGCACGGGGCUCACCGGGGGGAGACCGGCCCCCCGGGCAGAGAGGACAUCCCACCCAGCACCCAGAGCUCCUGCAGCGGGGAGGUGGCCGGCAAAACCAAACCGGCGGCCAGAGCGUCCCCCAGCACCGUCCCCUCCGGGGGCUCCUUCAGCCACGCCACGAGCCAGCAGCCGCAGCCCCUGGCCCCGCUGGCCGUGCAAGCCACCCCGCAGUAUUGCAGGUCAAGUGGCAGGUCAGCAGGGGCUGGCUGUGUGGACAUUUCCUACAGCAACGGUCGCUGCCCUUCCCGGAUUGACGGCUGCUUCUCCUACAGGGGGAAUUUUCAAACCACCUAUAGCCAAUUUGCAAGCCGCCGCCGUACUGAACACCACCAUCCAAGCGCCGGUGCCGCCUGCCCAGCCGCUGCAGGCUGCGGUCCAGCCCCGGCCCCCCCUCCAGCCCCCCGCUGUCUUCCCCGCCGUGCCCGGCCAGCCCCCCAUCCUGCCACAGCCCCCCGCAGCGCCCGCGCCGCCCGUGGCCAAGGCGGUAGAGACGCAGACCCAGAUCACCGUCCAACCUGCCGGAUUUGCCUUUAACCCUGGCAUAAUCGGCGCUGCUUCGCUGGGGGGGCAAACGCAGCUCCUCGGCUCCUUGGCAGCCGCCCCCGUGAUCGCAAACACCAUCUCCGGCAUGCAGGGCAUCACGGGCCAGAUCCUGACCAACGCCCAGGGCCAGGUGAUUGGGACCCUGCCGUGGGUGGUGAGCCCCCCCGGCGUGGCGGCCAGCCCUGCCCCGGCCACGCUGCCGGCCCAGAACCUGCAGGUGCAGACGGUGACGCCGCAGCUGCUGCUCAAUGCCCAGGGCCAGGUCAUCGCCACGCUGGCCGGCAGCGCCAUCCAGGCGGCCACCAGCAAGAAAACCGGCACCCCCGAGCCCCCCCCCAAGAACGAGGUCCAGCCCAUCCAGCCGGCCCCGGCGCUGUCCCAGCCGGCCGUGGUGAUGGCAAACCCUGCCCCGGCGGCGAAGGCUUCCUCCGCGCCCGUCCCCAUCACCUGCUCCGAGACCCCCACCGUCAGCCAGCUGGUCUCCAAGCCCCCGGCUCCCAACAGCAGCACGGAGGAGGACGGGAUUAACCUGGAGGAGAUCCGGGAGUUCGCCAAGAACUUCAAGAUCCGUCGCUUGUCCCUCGGCCUGACGCAGACGCAGGUGGGGCAGGCGCUGACGGCCACCGAGGGACCUGCCUACAGCCAGUCGGCCAUCUGCAGGUUUGAGAAGCUGGACAUCACCCCCAAGAGCGCCCAGAAGCUGAAGCCGGUGCUGGAGAAGUGGCUGAGCGAAGCCGAGCUCCGUAACCAAGAGGGGCAGCAAAACCUGAUGGAAUUCGUGGGGGGGGAACCCUCCAAGAAGCGGAAGCGCCGCACGUCCUUCACCCCCCAGGCCAUCGAGGCGCUCAACGCCUACUUCGAGAAGAACGCCUUGCCCACCGGCCAGGAGAUCACCGAGAUCGCCAAGGAGCUCAACUACGACCGCGAAGUCGUCCGCGUCUGGUUCUGCAACCGCCGGCAGACCCUCAAAAACACCAGUAAACUCAACGUCUUUCAGAUCCCCUAAACUGGGGAGGGGGACGGGGUCAUCCCCCCCCCACCCCCCACCGCCGCCAUUGCCCACCCCGACCUCCUGCCAUCAGCACUUUUGCCACCGACUUGGUCCCCCAGCCCCACGGCGGGGGCUGGGGUCACCACCCCACCGUGCCCGUAAGGUGUGUCCGUGUGUCCGUCCCCCUUUCCUCCACAUCACACAUGACCUAAGCGUGUUCGCGUCGGAUGUCAGGCCUGCCUCAUGCCUCCUGCCUGUAACGUGCGUGGUGACGGACCCCCUGCCUGCACGCGCCGCCUCUCCUGCCCCCCCAAUGUCAUCCCCUUCCCCAGAAAAAGGUGAUUUUCAUUUUUUGGCCGUUUUCCCGUGUUUCUGAGGUAGCGUCGUGGCUCGCUAGGGGUGAGCCCCGGUUUAAUUUCACCCCCACCCCCGUUUGAUUUCGGCGGUCCCCCUGCCUCACAGUGGGCUUCUCGGUGUGACCCCCACCCCAGCCACGGGGACAUCACCACGGGUGGUGGCUGGGGACUUCACCAGGGUUUGGUUGAGGGUUUUCGGGGGGGCAACCCCCGUAACAGAGGCAGCACCCCUUCCCUGCCUCCCCCCACCCCGAGCCCGGGGGCCAGGUGGGUUGGGGGGCUCCAUCUCUCGCCCCCUUCUCGCCCGGGGAGCGGUGGGGAGAGGUGAC
Messenger RNA from Falco peregrinus (peregrine falcon), 3725 nucleotides. RefSeq names its product POU class 6 homeobox 1 (gene POU6F1). The record is from RefSeq and is a predicted model, not a curated record. The transcript is spliced from 12 exons. Bases 1301 to 3055 code for a protein of 584 amino acids. Gene Ontology annotation, biological process: regulation of transcription by RNA polymerase II. Lineage: Eukaryota; Metazoa; Chordata; Aves; Falconiformes; Falconidae. Gene Ontology annotation, molecular function: RNA polymerase II cis-regulatory region sequence-specific DNA binding; DNA-binding transcription factor activity, RNA polymerase II-specific.